Molecule: messenger RNA, 699 nt
Organism: Cyclocybe aegerita
Lineage: Eukaryota; Fungi; Basidiomycota; Agaricomycetes; Agaricales; Hemipholiotaceae
Source: the annotation of a GenBank genome assembly
AUGUCGCUAUUAAAUUCAUCUUGGCCAACUCGCAGGAACACUGGAUACUUCUGUUCUUACGGUCUCAGGAAUCGACGGUACUCAAAGGAGACUGUAUCAUACAUACCUGUUCUUGAAAUCCUCCCGCAAUGGAGUCAAGUUGGCCUUCCUUGCAAUUUCACACCGAGGUUGCUCGCCCAGCCCGAUUCUGUCGGAGAAACGCUCGAGAUAAUCCACUCUUUGCUGAAGGUGGGCCCUACGCUGAGACUCGUGGCUAUAUCUCAAUCUUCGCUCCAGGCGUUGGCAUUCUUACACCAGAACAACAUUGUCCACAGAGUACCCCAGCUUCCUCUUCUCAGGACUCCACACUUAUUUCUCGUUGAUCAGGAUCUCAAGCUCGAGAACACACUAGUCAACCAUUUCUCGGAUGACGAUCUCAUUGACAUGGAUACUGAGCGUCGGGCCAUAGGACGGAAUGGUCGCCUCACCUAUGCUCUAUUUGACUUCGACAUCGCAAUCAUAUUCCCAUCCGACGCGGAUAUAGCCGCCUGUCGGCUUCCCUAUAAUCUUUCUUGGGACGGUGCUGACUCCCAGCCACACGACACAGCUCAGGGCGACUUCGACUAUGACUUCUUUGCUUGCAAAGUUGGAUGUCUUGGAACGCUUUUCUGUGAUGAGUACGAGGUAAGAGGUUCGGUCGCGUUGACGGAGGGUCAGUGA